Molecule: messenger RNA, 1017 nt
Organism: Bipolaris zeicola 26-R-13
Lineage: Eukaryota; Fungi; Ascomycota; Dothideomycetes; Pleosporales; Pleosporaceae
Exons: 3
Coding region: 1-1017 (338 amino acids)
Molecular function (GO): protein binding
Source: RefSeq, a predicted model, not a curated record
AUGGUGAUAUCCAAUGGAGCUGAUCCGACACCUCCCGAGGGAAACGAGUACUACGAGGUUCGAAAGAUUCCUGGAAAGGGUUAUGGAUGUUUCGCGCUUGCGCCGAUCCUGAGAGGGACGCGUAUCUUGGAGGACAACCCACUUUUGGCGAUACCUUCCGGGGCAUAUCUAAAAUCUGACAUUGAGGAUGCAGCUGCGAGAUUGACGCCGGAACAGAAGAAGCUCUACUUUUCGCUUCAUUCUGGCCAUGGCCAAGAUCCAAGACAAUGGCCAUCCAAAAUCCAUGAUAGCGUAGAGCCAAGAGAACGACAGCGUAUUGAGGAGCAACACGCAGCUCGGAUUGGCAAGGAAGCGACAUGGAUGAGCAUCUUCCAGACAAAUUGCAUGGAGAUGGAUAAAGGUGCAGCUGUGUUCCCACAUGCAGCACGAUUCAAUCAUUCUUGCAACCCCAAUGCUUGCUUUUCCUGGAACCCAUCCAUUAACAAGGAGACAAUCCAUGUCAUGAAUGACGUGGCUGCUGGUGAAGAGAUCACAAUUUCGUACUGCGACAUGAUUCAUGACAAGCCAUCCCGGUCAUACGAACUCAAGCACUAUGACUUCGUCUGCGACUGCCCAGCUUGCGCUGGAGACGAAGACGAAGAGACAAGCUUCGCACACCAGAGUGCCAUAAGACGCUUCCUACUACAGGAACUAGAGUAUGAGACGCGUGUGUGGCGAGGCGCUUUGCUUCUGGAAGGGCUCCAGCAGCCCCAGUUCGUCAACAAGUUGCUUCAGCUAGCCGCACUACACGGACUCGAAGGAGACUAUACCGCCAGACUGGCUGCUGUGUACCUGGAUAUUGCGCUCGUCUGCGAGCACCAAAACGACCUUGGAAUGGCUAAAGCGGCCGCUGUCAAAGCUGCCCAAGUGAAGAAGGACUGCCAAGGUGUGGAUUUCCCCAACUACAAGCACUACGUAGAGGUGCUAGACCGCAUCAAGACGAAGCUGGCUUUGCGAGAGACUGAGCAUGGUGUGUAG